Messenger RNA from Anopheles coustani, 1308 nucleotides. RefSeq names its product zinc finger protein 771-like. Gene Ontology annotation, cellular component: nucleus. Bases 1 to 1194 code for a protein of 397 amino acids. The record is from RefSeq and is a predicted model, not a curated record. Gene Ontology annotation, molecular function: zinc ion binding. Lineage: Eukaryota; Metazoa; Arthropoda; Insecta; Diptera; Culicidae. The transcript is spliced from 4 exons.
AUGGAUUACAACAUUAGCAGACUUUGUCGGGUUUGCCUGGAAGAAGGAGUUUUCACGUCUAUCUUCAGCACCGAGCUGGUUGCGAUGGCUCCCGCAAACAUGUUGGUGAUGUGUGCGAACAUAAAGGUGUCCAAGAACGAUGGCCUUCCCAGUACCAUCUGCAAUAACUGUAUGUACCGGCUAGGUGUUGCAUUUCAUCUCAAACAACAGUGUGAAAAUUCCGAUAUGAGACUGCGCCAGUACAUCGGACUCAUGACCGGUGUGUACAGCAACGUGUUGGAUAAAGAAACGAUGACUGAAGAAUCGUGGCUUCUAGCAGGCACAGAGGAGAAGGGAGAUGGCCAGAAAAGUUCCAAAAAAAAAUACGGCAGUAGGAAACGAUACAAACCUAAACUUCCUGAAGAGCGGAAAAAACGAGGACCGAAACCGAUGCCCAAAAUUCCUCAGACGUGCUACCAAUGCCACAAAACCUUUAAAUGUGCUGCCCAGUUGCAAAUGCAUUUACGAACACAUUCUGGGGAGAAACCAUUUGCCUGCAAUUACUGCACUCGUCGGUUUGCCCAGAAACACAAUCUCUCAAUACACAUUCGGACGCAUACCGGAGAGCGACCGUAUCAGUGCGAAAUCUGCAGCAAACAGUUUUCGGCCCUGGGAAACUUUCAGGCGCACAAGAAAAUCCAUACCAACGAGCGCGACCACGUGUGCCCGUCCUGCAACAAAGGUUUCAUCACGUCCGGUGACCUCACGCGGCACAUGAUCUCCCAUUCGGGCAUCAAGAACUACCACUGUGAUAUCUGUGCCAAAAGCUUCAGCCGCAAUCGUGACAUGGUGGCGCACAAGCGUAAAAUUCAUCUCAAUGAUCGAUCCAACGAAAGCUAUAAAUGUCCCGAGUGCCACAAGGUGUUCGCCACGGUCGACACGCUCAACGGGCACAUGCGAAUCCACGGACCGGUGGUACCGUCCAGCUCAAUCGCGGUCGUUCCUCCGGGGGUCCUGCUGCCGCCCCACCAGCCCCAAAUACAAACGCCAAUCGCUCUAGCGCCCCAUGGAUUAGGCUCCAGUUCGCUUGGAGUAGGGCUGGGAAUGUUGCCACACCCAUCAUCACAUCCGACACAUCCGCCACCGCCUCCUCCACCACAACCUGCCUAUCAUCAUAGCCAGAUGCAUCCGGCACAGCGGUUGCACCCGUACUGAGCGGUUCCCAAUGGUCAGGAAAAUGUCAUCAGUUUCAUCACAACAAGCAUUACAUUCGGUGUAUUUUUUAUUUAUUUACGCAUUCAAAUAAACAUGAGUUUCCUUUUACUUUCA